This is a messenger RNA of Pseudocercospora fijiensis CIRAD86, 825 nucleotides long. RefSeq lists its product as uncharacterized. The transcript has 4 exons. Bases 1 to 825 code for a protein of 274 amino acids. NCBI's taxonomy places the organism in Eukaryota, Fungi, Ascomycota, Dothideomycetes, Mycosphaerellales, Mycosphaerellaceae. Gene Ontology annotation, molecular function: oxidoreductase activity. The record is from RefSeq and is a predicted model, not a curated record.
AUGGAAACGACAGUCCUCUAUCUGGCCCGAGACCCGGUCUUCGAGAAAGAACGAGCAUUUGACACAGACUACCUGGCUGAGGACGUUGGCGACAUUCGAAAGACGAACCAUGUCUUCGACAGACAGCCGGUCGUAGUGCAUAACAUCGAAGAUCCGACACACUGGGACAUCGACACUCAUGGCUUCUGUCUACUCAAGGCUACAACUCGUUUGGACCCCGAUGCGGCGUUCAACAAUAAAGAAGAGGUACAGAAGUCGUAUUGGUAUGACCUGGAAGCACUGCUCCAUGAGAGAUUUCCAGAAUACACUCGGAUAGAGAGUUUUGAUUGCACAAUCCGACAAAGAGACCCUAGUUUCCCAAAAUCGACCACGAUGUAUGUAAAUUAUGAACAACCUGCGACGAUACCGCACUGCGACUACUCGCAGCAAGGCUGCUAUGAUGCUAUCGAAACAGCAUUUCCGGGUCAGGACGCUUUUUGGAGGGACAAGGAGUUCGAUGUGAUCAAUGUGUGGAGGCCUCUGCGUGGACCGAAUGACGACUGGCCACUGAUCAUGUGUGACUGGACAUCCGUUGACUCUGAGAACGAUAUCCUGCUGAAUGAUGGUCUACGACGUUCCGGCGUGGUGACCAAUUCACUGUUGCACAUGAACUCAGCCCAUAGAUGGUACUUCAUGAAAAGCCAAGGAAUUGACGACCUCGUCGUGUUCCGCAAUGCCGAUACAACUGGCAAACGGGCUCGCUGUUUCCACUGCUCCGCCUUCAACCCAGACGCAACGACUCUUCCUCGGCAAAGUGUUGAGGUCAGAUUGGUGGCAUUCCGCUAG